Messenger RNA from Naegleria fowleri, 708 nucleotides. RefSeq lists its product as uncharacterized. The transcript has a single exon. The coding region runs from base 1 to 708 and encodes 235 amino acids. The record is from RefSeq and is a predicted model, not a curated record. Lineage: Eukaryota; Heterolobosea; Eutetramitea; Acrasida; Naegleriidae.
AUGAAACGAAGCUUUGGAAGUUUUUCAAGUGAGACCUCACUGCUGCUGACGAUGCGCAUCAAAAAGAAGAAAUUGACCAUGCCAUGCACGGAACAUGCAGCACAAUUCCAACAACAACAACAACAAACAAACAUAGCCAUACCAAUAUCUCCACACAUCCGUUAUGGUGAUGUGGGAAAUCAACCAUCACCACAUCAUCAAACAAGUAUUUUGCAAAUUUCAACACAAGAUCAGUUUCUUGACUCUAUUUGUGGAUUUUAUCACUUUAUAAGACCUAAACUUCGCGAAUGUGAUAACUCUGAUCCGAACAAUAAUUGCUGUUGCAUAACACAAUGUCAAUGGCAACGGAAAUUCGGAAAGAAAUACACUCUAUCUAUUUAUAGGAACGAAACUCUACAAAACUAUUCGUUUGAAAUUAUUGAAUCGAAUAUGGGGAAGGAAGGGAAUCCUGAACAAAUUACUGUAAUUGAUGGAUUCGUAGAGAGCGAACCCUCCAAUAAUACAAGAAAAAUUAUACUACAAAUUGAUCGACAAACAAAUUAUAGACCUCUUCAUAAUCAAUGUGCUCUGAUGAAGUUUUCGGAACAAAAAAUAGACUAUCGGUGCGAGGCUAAAUUCUUUCCUAAUUGUAAUAUAUCAAAUAUUUCAAGACGAAUGAUUACUUUUGAAAUCAUGAAUUGUAGACUUUACUUUGGAAUGGUGCAAUAG